Molecule: messenger RNA, 1118 nt
Organism: Hyla sarda
Lineage: Eukaryota; Metazoa; Chordata; Amphibia; Anura; Hylidae
Gene: FUNDC1
Product: FUN14 domain containing 1
Exons: 5
Coding region: 30-596 (188 amino acids)
Biological process (GO): autophagy of mitochondrion
Cellular component (GO): mitochondrial outer membrane
Source: RefSeq, a predicted model, not a curated record
UAGCUGCGUCACACACGUCCCCACCGCGCAUGUCACCGGUUAAAGGCAGGAGGCGGGGUUUAAUACGGAAGUGGGACGUGACGGAUCUUGGGAGCGUGCGUGACGUGGUUACGUCACCAACCAAAAUAUCAAGAGCAAACAUGGCUGCCAGGAGAGAUCCCAGCAGUGAUGAUGAAUCCUAUGAAGUAUUGGACAUAACAGAAUAUGCUAGACGUCACCAAUGGUGGAGUCGAAUCUUUGGCCGGAAUUCUGGUCCCUUAACAGAAAAGUAUUCUGUAGCAACACAGAUUGUCAUGGGUGGAGUUACAGGCUGGUGUGCGGGGUUUUUGUUUCAGAAAGUUGGAAAGCUUGCAGCAACUGCAGUUGGUGGUGGCUUUCUUCUGCUUCAGAUUGCAAGCCAUGGUGGUUAUGUACAAAUAGACUGGAAACGAGUUGAAAAGGAUGUAAACAAGGCAAAGAGAAAGAUAAAGAAACAGGCAAAUAAAUCUGCACCAGAAAUUAACACUUUAAUUGAGGAGUCACAAAGUUUUAUCAAGCAGAACAUCGUAGUGUCCGGGGGAUUUGUUGGAGGUUUCUUACUGGGGCUUGCCUCUUAAGAAUCAGGAAAUAAAAAGUAUUACAGAGAACUGAAACCAGUGUGGAAGUGAAUGGAAGGCGCCUGUUUGCUAACAAAGAUGCCUUGUUCUGUUUCUGUUCUGUAGGGUGGUUUUCAUGUAAAUGCUUACCUACACGGAAUGCUUACAAGGAGCUCAUGGCAUAGUCUGAAGCAACAUCUCCAGACUGAACUUUCUAUGUUAUAAAAACCUUUUUCUUGCAUUGCUAUUCAUCUACUGACAUUAGAAGCAGCUUUUUUUUUCUUUUUGUGAUUAUCAUGAAUGUCAUCAUGAUGGGUCUAAAAAAAAAAAGUUAAACAUCCAUCACAUUUUUAUAUUUAUUUAACUGUGUGUAUUUUUUUCUUUGACUAGUGCCAAAACUAUGUACUGUAAUUGGCAACCAGAGCCCUGUUGGUUAAUGUUACUGUUAUGGAAGGAAAAAAUUAUACUGUGCAAUAGAUUAUUAUAAAGAGUUUUAGACCAAGAGGUUUAAAAAAAAAAAAUAAAACUGAAAUGUAUUAUUUA